UCCACAUCAGUCGUGUCAAAUCUGCCUCACAAUAAAGUGCUACCAGUUGUUAAGCUGUGUUCACUUGUAUUUGUACAUUGUUAUUAAGCAAACAUUGAUAACAAAAUUAGCAAAACUAUAUUAAAUGCAUCUACGCAAUUGUAUGAAAGUGGUGUGAAUGCGGUGCAAUCAAUAAUGCGAUUUUGUGAUUUAACCUGACACAAGAUUUUACAAAAUGAACUUAUUAUUUAGGCACAUUAGCAAUCUGGGUUGGAAAAGAAUUUUCCAAAUAUUUAUACUAGUAUGGCUUUCAAUAUUUUUAAUAACAAUACUGCCAAUGAUCUCCACCCAUGUUGCAAACUCAGAUACAAAAACUGCUGACCGACUUGCUCGUGCUCUAGCUGAAUUGGAAUCUUUGAGAAAACAAAAUAAGGAAUUAUAUGACAUAUUCAAAGACAUCAACGUUGGAGAUUUAAAAGCUGAUGAAAAAGAGGUAUUGGAGAACUUCCAAAUGCGCUUAACAAAAGCUGAUCGAACAAUAAAUAAUAAUCAAGACUAUGGUUACAUUAGUCAAAAAGAGGAGCCUAAUAUACAGUAUGAGAUUUAUCGGAGAAGAAUUGAAAUGAAUAUACAAGAGUUUUGGUCAUACAUACAUUCAGAACUGUUGAAUUUGCAGCAACAAGUGAAAUAUUUAGCACCUGAAUUGAUUAAUCCAAUAAAUCAAGUUUUUAAUCUUGGGGCUCAACAUAAAAGAUCUUUAAUUAAUGACAUCCAAACUCUAGCCGAAGUAGAUGGUUAUGCAACAUGGAGGGAGAAGGAAUCUAAUGAUUUAAGUAACUUAGUACAAUCUAGAUUUAAGAAGCUACAAAAUCCAUCAGACUGUAAGAGUGCCAAAAAAUUAGUUUGCAGUUUGAACAAAGGAUGUGGUUAUGGAUGCCAGUUGCACCAUGUUGUUUACUGUUUUAUGGUGGCUUAUGGUACAGAGAGAACUUUAGUAUUAAAAUCGAAAGGUUGGAGAUAUCAUAAAGCUGGAUGGGAAGAAGUGUUUCAACCAAUCAGUGAAACGUGUACUUCUGCUACAGGGGAAACAACAAAGAAUUGGCCUGGUACACCCGAUAUACAAGUUUUAACUUUGCCAAUAAUCGAUUCUAUAUCACCGCGACCACCUUUCUUACCAUUAGCAAUCCCAGAAGAUUUAGCGCCCAGGCUCUCCCGAAUUCACGGUGAUCCAAUAGUCUGGUGGGUCGGGCAAUUUUUGAAGUACCUGCUACGACCGCAAGAAAAAACUGCGGCAUUUCUACAAGAAGCAAUUACGAAUAUGGGAUUUAAAAGACCAAUAGUUGGUGUACAUGUGCGACGUACCGAUAAAGUAGGAACGGAAGCGUCUUACCAUGGAAUUGAAGAAUAUAUGACUGCCGUUGAUGAAUAUUAUAAUCAAUUGGAGUUGAAGCAGAAGUUCGAUAAGCGAAGAAUAUAUUUAGCCUCUGACGAUCCUAAAGUUAUUGUGGAUGCUAAAAAUAAAUACCCAAACUAUGAAAUACUCGGAGAUGCAGAUGUAGCGAAGACAGCGGCGGUUUCAUCACGCUAUUCGGACUCUUCGCUUAAUGGAAUUAUAUUGGAUAUUCAUAUGUUAUCUAUGAGCGACUAUUUAGUUUGCACGUUUUCUUCUCAAGUUUGCAGAGUGGCUUAUGAGAUAAUGCAGAACUUCUUCCCAGAUGCUGCAAACAAAUUUAAAUCUUUAGACGACAUUUACUAUUACGGCGGCCAAAAUGCUCAUAAUCGUGUCGCCGUUUUACCACACGAGAGUCAGAAGAAUGGGGAAUUGAACUUGCAAGUAGGUGACCUGAUUGGUGUUGCUGGCAAUCACUGGAACGGCUUCAGCAAAGGAAGGAAUUUGAGAACGCAACAAGUCGGACUGUAUCCCAGCUUCAAAGUGAAAGAUAAAGUUGAGUCUGUUAAGUUCCCUACAUAUCAGGAACCCUCCGACAAACUAAUAGAAGAAUAACUAUUAUAUCUUCCUGUUUUAUUUAUUAUUAUUAUUAUUACAUCCUAGUUGUUCCUAAAUUAUGUGAUUUUGUUAAUGUUUUAAUACGCGACUAGGGUCACUUGCAGCCAGUAAUCCUAGUAUUUUUUUUUUCUCUCUUUUAGUACAAU
Messenger RNA from Nicrophorus vespilloides, 2133 nucleotides. RefSeq names its product alpha-(1,6)-fucosyltransferase (gene FucT6). Gene Ontology annotation, molecular function: glycoprotein 6-alpha-L-fucosyltransferase activity; protein binding. Bases 215 to 1984 code for a protein of 589 amino acids. NCBI's taxonomy places the organism in Eukaryota, Metazoa, Arthropoda, Insecta, Coleoptera, Silphidae. Gene Ontology annotation, biological process: protein N-linked glycosylation. The transcript has 7 exons. Gene Ontology annotation, cellular component: Golgi cisterna membrane. The record is from RefSeq and is a predicted model, not a curated record.